Molecule: messenger RNA, 1674 nt
Organism: Acipenser ruthenus (sterlet)
Lineage: Eukaryota; Metazoa; Chordata; Actinopteri; Acipenseriformes; Acipenseridae
Product: tryptophan 5-hydroxylase 2-like
Exons: 11
Coding region: 118-1584 (488 amino acids)
Biological process (GO): serotonin biosynthetic process; aromatic amino acid metabolic process
Cellular component (GO): neuron projection
Molecular function (GO): tryptophan 5-monooxygenase activity; iron ion binding
Source: RefSeq, a predicted model, not a curated record
CAGGCAGGAGAAAAAAGCACCAAGACCCACAGUGCUGAAUGAAUCGCUAGCAUUCAGUUACUUUUGUUUUCUCAUACACUAUAUUUUGUAAGAAAUUGAUCACUAAUUGCAUCCACAAUGCAACCAGCAAUGAUGAUGUUCUCCAGCAAAUACUGGGCAAGAAGAGGAUUAUCCUUGGAUUCUGCUAUGUUUGAUGAGCACCAUUUAGGCAACCAAACACAAUACAAGAGUGUUUUUAGUAAAAUUGAGGAAGCUGGCAAAGUGAAAAACAAGGCAGCUGAUGGUGGGAAAAUGGCGGUGGUGUUCUCCCUGAAAAACGAAGUUGGUUGCUUGGUAAAAGCCCUCAGAAUCUUUCAGGAAAAGCAUGUGAAUCUUGUUCACAUCGAAUCGAGAAAGUCCAAGCGGAGAAACUCUGAGGUAGAAAUCUACGCCGACUGCGACUGCAGCAAGAAAGAGUUUAACGAGCUGAUCCUGGUUCUGAAACUCCACAGCAGCAGCAUCACUCUGAACCCUCCCGACAGCAUGUGGACAGAGCAGGAGGAGGAGGGGGGAUUGGAUGGUGUUCCUUGGUUCCCCAGAAAGAUUGCAGAGCUGGAUCAGUGCUCCCACAGAGUGCUGAUGUACGGCUCAGAACUGGACGCUGAUCAUCCUGGGUUUAAAGACAAUGUUUAUCGACAAAGGCGAAAAUAUUUUGUGGAUGUUGCCAUGAAUUACAAAUAUGGGCAGCCCAUCCCCCGAGUCGAGUACACGGAAGAGGAAGUGAAGACCUGGGGCACAGUGUUCAGAGAGUUGACGAAGCUUUAUCCCACUCACGCCUGUCGGGAAUAUCUCAAGAACCUUCCUUUGCUGAUGAAACACUGCGGGUACAGGGAAGACAAUGUGCCACAGCUUGAGGAUGUUUCUAAAUUCCUGAAAGAGAGAUCUGGUUUCGCAGUCCGGCCUGUGGCAGGAUACCUGUCACCCAGGGAUUUCUUAGCUGGGUUAGCCUACCGAGUGUUCAACUGUACUCAGUACAUACGCCACGGCACGGACCCACUCUACACCCCUGAACCGGACACAUGCCAUGAGCUGCUGGGACACAUGCCUCUCCUUGCCGAUCCAAAGUUUGCCCAGUUUUCACAGGAGAUUGGACUAGCCUCACUGGGAGCCUCCGAUGAGGAUGUUCAGAAACUAGCAACAUGCUAUUUCUUCACCAUAGAGUUUGGACUUUGCAAACAGGAAGGGCAGCUCCGGGCCUAUGGGGCAGGGCUGCUGUCUUCUAUUGGAGAGCUGAAGCAUGCGCUCUCUGAUAAGGCGAGUGUAAAGCAGUUCGACCCUAGAACCACUUGCAAUCAAGAGUGUCUCAUUACAACUUUCCAAGAUGUCUAUUUUGUUUCUGAAAGUUUCGAAGAAGCCAAAGACAAGAUGAGGGAAUUUGCGAAAACAAUCAAACGUCCAUUCUCAGUGUAUUUUAACCCUUACACUCAAAGUGUGGAAAUGUUGAAAGACACCAGAAGCAUUGAGAAUGUUGUCCAGGACUUGAGAAGUGACCUCAACACUGUGUGUGAUGCUUUAAGUAAAAUGAACAAAUACCUAGGAAUUUGAGUGCCAUAGGGCUGUGUGUCUGUCUAUUCAGAUGUAAACCUUGUUUAAGAAUAUCUUUCUGAUUCUUUCAAUGUACAAGCUGGCAUUCAA